AUGGGUAUCAUUUACUUCCUGCUCGUUACGGCAAGUCUACUCUCAAGCUACAAUGCUAAUGCCGCCAUCUUAGGCGAUGACCAAACAAGGAUGUACACAGUGGCUUCAACGGACGCUGCGGCGCUAGUCCGCGUUGUCGAUACCAGGAACGUCAAGAGGCUUUUGCGAAUCAACCACGAGGGCGAGGAUGAUGAAGAAGAGAUAGUGAACAAUCCGUGGGAGACGAAUCUAUACAACUCGAAGAAUGGAGAACUAAGUGGGCUACGAAAAAUCAAUUUGUUAUUCAAGGAAGGAAAAACACCGGCCCAGGUCUGGUAUAAGCUAUCUGGGCUGGGUGCUGGCAUGAUACAAAAGAACGGGAUGAAAUUCAACCUGUUUUUUUUACAAAGUAUAACGCUGUGCAUCCCCGCAACCCUGGCGAGUCAAGAUGAGGUUCUAGCUAUUUCACAUAGCUUAAACAUUACUUAA
This is a messenger RNA of Phytophthora infestans T30-4, 468 nucleotides long. Its product is annotated as secreted RxLR effector peptide protein, putative. The coding region runs from base 1 to 468 and encodes 155 amino acids. The transcript has a single exon. The record is from RefSeq and is a predicted model, not a curated record. NCBI's taxonomy places the organism in Eukaryota, Oomycota, Peronosporomycetes, Peronosporales, Peronosporaceae.